AUGGCCACCGUCCCCCAAACCACCGAGGAGAUCCUCGCCACGGGCAUCAUGAACCCGGAGUUCGAAGCCGCCUGGAAAGCGCGCGGUUCGCCCCCGGGCUCCAUGCCCACCGACGUCGUGACGCUCAAGCGCAUCGUUUCGGACAGCGUGCCCAACCUGCAAGCCCAGCUCUCCGCCUCCCGCCCGGCCGACCUGACCGAGACGGAGCACACCGUACCCCUGAGCACGGGCUUCGCCUCGCGUGUCCUGCUCUGCCACCCGAGCCCGACCCAGGCCACUCCAAACCCUGGAACCCCAUCCCCCAUCAUCCUCCUCUUCCACGGCGGAAUCCACGUCCUCGGAGCCCCCGAAUUCGACCUCCCCCUCGCCCGCCGCCUCGCCCAAACCCACCACGCCACCGUCGUCCUCCCCUCCACCCGCAAGGCCCCGGAAUCCCCCUUCCCCACCAUGCUGCACGACGCCUGGGCCCUCCUGCAGGCCGUCGCCCACGACGCCGCCCUCCCCGCCGCCGAGCGCACGCUUCUCCCCGCGCAGGCCGACCCGGACGCGGGGUUCAUCGUCGGGGGCGCGUCGUCGGGCGCCAAUUUUGCCGAUGUGGUGGCGCACUUGGCGCGGGAUGCGGGGUUGUGGCCGGCCGUGUCGGGGCUGUUUUUGGUGUGCGGCGCUUUUAUGGAUGAGGGCCGCGUCCCGGAGCAGUAUAGGGCGAGGUAUUUGUCCAGAGAGCAGAAUAAGGGGGCGCCGGUGGCUGAUGAGGGGUUUAUGAAGGCUUUUGUGGCGGCUGUCGCGCCCGAGAGGACGUCGCCGCUGUGGGCGCCGUUUGUGCAGGGCGGGUGCGAGGCUGAUGUGAAGAAGGGGCAUGGCGGGAUGCCGAAGACGUAUUUUCAGGUGUGUGGUAUGGACUUGAAUCGAGACGAUGGGUUGAUUUAUGAGAGGGUGUUGAGAGAGGAGUGUGGCGUGCCGACCAGGCUGGAUUUGUAUAGCGGGUUUCCGCACUGCUGGUGGGAUAUGUACCCGGAGCUGGAGGCAUCCAAGAAGAGGGGGAACGACACCAUGGAGGGGUUCAAGUGGUUGCUGUCGAAGUGGUGUGGGGGACAAUACUAA
Messenger RNA from Chaetomium globosum CBS 148.51, 1101 nucleotides. RefSeq lists its product as uncharacterized. Gene Ontology annotation, molecular function: hydrolase activity. NCBI's taxonomy places the organism in Eukaryota, Fungi, Ascomycota, Sordariomycetes, Sordariales, Chaetomiaceae. The transcript has a single exon. The coding region runs from base 1 to 1101 and encodes 366 amino acids. The record is from RefSeq and is a predicted model, not a curated record.